Messenger RNA from Centropristis striata (black sea bass), 4276 nucleotides. It is a transcript of the gene mical2a, whose product is annotated as microtubule associated monooxygenase, calponin and LIM domain containing 2a. The coding region runs from base 380 to 3697 and encodes 1105 amino acids. The record is from RefSeq and is a predicted model, not a curated record. The transcript is spliced from 22 exons. NCBI's taxonomy places the organism in Eukaryota, Metazoa, Chordata, Actinopteri, Perciformes, Serranidae. Gene Ontology annotation, molecular function: FAD binding; protein binding.
UGAUGAUUCCUGUGCAGACUGCGGGUGGUCUCUGAAGUGAACUUUGUCUUGAGAAAGUCUGUCUCCUCUGGAUUAAACAGCAGCACAGUAGCAGCUGAGGGAUGUGUCCGCUGUGUGCAGCCCCGCCCUCAGCCUGUGGACCCAGCUGCACACAAACUGUCUGUCAGACUGAGAACCGACAAAACUUCACACACAAACAGAGAAGCAGCGCGUUUAACUCCGGAGACACUGAGAAUAAAAGAAGAGUUUGGAUUGUGUUGAUAUAUGAGACUGGGCAUGACGGUGCGGGCCAAGCUGAGGGUGUAGCCACAUCUGGCACAGACUGCUGAAGUAAGCAGGAGCCUGAACUGCACACCGAACUAUCCACUGCAGCAGGAAGAUGGGAGAGACGGAGGAGGAGAAUGUGGGGAAGCUGUUUGAGAACUUCGUCCAGGCCUCGACCUGCAAAGGAACCUUGCAGGCUUUCAACGUGCUCUGCAGGAAGCUGGACCUGGACCCGGCGGACAACGACACCUUCUACAGCAGUCUGAAGGCCAAAGUCACCUCCUGGAAGGCCAAAGCUCUGUGGACUAAACUGGACAAGAGGACGUCCCAGAAGGAGUACAAGAAAGGCCAAGCCUGUGUGGGAACUAAGUGCCUGAUCAUCGGAGGAGGCCCCUGUGGCCUGCGGACGGCCAUAGAACUGGCUCUGAUGGGGGCCAAAGUGGUUGUGAUCGAGAAGAGAGACUCCUUCUCCAGGAACAACGUGCUGCACCUCUGGCCCUACACCAUCCACGACCUGCGGGGCCUAGGGGCCAAAAAGUUUUAUGGCAAAUUCUGUGCCGGGGCCAUAGACCACAUCAGCAUCCAGAAGCUGCAGCUGGUCCUGCUGAAGGUCGCCCUGAUCGUUGCAGUCGAGUUUCACAUCAACGUGGAGUUUGUGAAGCUGCUGGAACCUCCAGAAGAUCAGGAGAAUGAAGGGCUCGGGUGGAGGGCUGCAAUCCGACCUGCUGAUCACCCCGUGGCUAACUUUGAGUUUGAUGUGGUGGUUGGGGCUGACGGACGCAGGAACACUCUGGAAGGUUUCAAGAGGAAGGAGUUCAGGGGGAAGCUGGCGAUCGCCAUCACGGCCAACUUCAUCAACAGGAACACCACCGCCGAGGCCAAAGUGGAGGAGAUCAGCGGCGUGGCCUUCAUCUUCAACCAGAAGUUCUUUCUGGACCUCAAAGAGGAGACAGGUAUUGAUCUGGAGAACAUCGUGUACUACAGGGACAACACUCAUUACUUUGUCAUGACGGCCAAGAAACAGAGUCUGCUGGACAAGGGAGUCGUUAUUAAUGAUUACGUUGACACCCAGAUGCUGCUGAGCAGUGAGAACGUCAACCAGGAAGCUCUGCUCUGCUACGCCCGAGAGGCUGCUGACUUUGGCACCAACUACCAACUUCCCACGCUGGACUUUGCCAUGAACCACCUCGGGCAGCCAGACGUGGCCAUGUUUGACUUCACUAACAUGUACGCCUCCGAGAACGCCGCUCUGGUCCGGGAGAGAUACGGACACCAGCUGCUGGUGGCGCUGGUCGGAGACAGUCUGCUGGAGCCCUUCUGGCCGAUGGGGACCGGCUGUGCUAGAGGCUUCCUGGCUGCCUUCGACACGGCCUGGAUGGUGAAGAGCUGGGCUCAGGGUCGCACCGCUCUGGAGGUGCUGGCAGAAAGGGAGAGUAUUUACAGGCUGCUCCCUCAGACAACAACAGAGAACAUCGCCAAGAACUUUGACCAGUACACCAUCGACCCCGGGACAAGAUACCCGAACCUCAACUCGUCUUGUGUCAGGCCGCACCAGGUGCGUCACCUGUACAUCAGUAGCGAGCUGAAUUCCUGCUCUCUGGAGCGUGCUGCUACCAUCCGCCGACCUGUCAAUCUCUGCAGGCGAGAGUCAGAGAUCAGACCGGCGAGGCUCCUCACCUGGUGCCAGAAACAGACGGAGGGCUACAGGAACGUCACCAUUACAGACUUGACGUCUUCGUGGAGAAGUGGCAUCGCCCUGUGCGCCCUCAUCCACAGGUUCAAACCCCAGCUGAUAGACUUUGAGUCCCUGAACGAGGAGGAUCACUCUGAGAACCUGCAGCUCGCCUUCGACGUCAGCGAACGAGAGUUUGGGAUCAAACCGCUGAGCGUCGACCAGGAAUUAGACAAGACCACCAUGAUCUCAUACCUGUCCAAGUUCUACGAGCUGUUCAGAGGAACACCGCUACCGGCCUCAGGUUCCAGAGGAGUGGAUGAAAACAAUGAAGAUUAUCCAUCUAAGGAAGUCAGAAGUAAUAAUAACGUGCUCAAUCUUGCACAGCCCAGGAAGCGGGUACCGAAGGAUGAGAAGAAGUCAGACGGUACAGAUCCCAUUUACAAAAGGAGGCGGAAAUUCUGCAGUUAUCUGGAGGAGGCCACCAAUCUGUCCAGUAAUGGCUCCGCGGUGCGAGAGGACCCAGAGCCCAAAGAAAACAAAGUGCGCUCCAUGGCUACUCAGCUGCUGGCCAAAUUUGAGAGCAAACCCAACUACACUCUCCGGAAAACACAGUCAGACUGUGAGGAGUUCACCCUGCCGCAACCUCUUCCCCUGACCGAGAGUCGGCCCGUUAGAGUCAGGCCUCCUCCGGUCCCACCUAAACCUCGUCCUGAGCUGCAGUUUGAAGUCAGUAUCAGAAAAGCAGCCGGACACUUAGUUCCUCCAAAGACUCUUCCCAAACCUCAGCUCCCGCCUCCAUCUCAGCACCCGUUCUCUCUAGUGAAGCUCAGACAUGUUGAGGAGCUGCAGCCGGAGAGAGCAGCAGACCCCCCUGCUCCUCCUUCUCCUCCUCCUCCUCCUCCUCCUCCCUCCCUCAACUCGGCAAUCCAUUUCAUGUCGAGAGUCCUCCAGCGCCUCAGGGAGGUGGACGAACACGUCUCUGAGAAAAAAGCUCAGACACAACAGGCGAGAGAGUUUCAGGCAAAGAGUAUAAAGGAGAAAGCUGUUCACCUUAGAGGGUUGUUCUCAGCAGAACUCUCUGCUGGAGUCCAGGGCGGUUCAGUACGGAGGGCGUUCCCUCCGUCAGGUGACAAGUGUCACUCGUGUGAUCGUCGUGUCUACAUGGUGGAGCGGGUCUGUGCCGAGGGUCUCUACUUCCACAGGGAGUGUUUCCGCUGCUGUACCUGCAGCUCCACGCUGCGGCAGGGAGCACACGCCUUCGACUCUGAACAGGGGAAAUUGUACUGCAAACUUCAUUUUGAUCAACGCAACAGUGGGACAAACAUACGCAGGACUUUCUCUCUACGCUCAAUUCGUCCCGGAGCUGAAGUUCAGGAGCAAAGUGCCCCUGAUGGAGCGCGCUCGGAGUCCAGCAGCCCAGCAGCCCUGCAGAGCCCGUCAGCAGGUACCUUCAGCUCCUUCAUGAGGAAACACCUGAGCUGGCCCCUGAGUGUGACCCGCUCUGUGUGUAACGCCCCCUGGUAUCUGUCCAACCGUGUGCGCAGCACCGCUCGGGCCCUCGCCGCCCACCUGCGGGACAAUGCCCAGGACUAUGCUUCCCUGUAUGAGCUACUGAGCAUGAGCUUACCCCUGCUGCUUGUUUUACAAGAGGUACUGCUGCAGAUGUACACAGAGGCCUCAGUGCAUGAUGAUGGGCCGGGCACUCUGCAGCCUCUAGUGCUGUGGCUGCAGGAGCAACUAGGCCACAGGCUCAUCUAGCUGUUAAUAUUUGACUCCAAAUGCCAUUAAAUCUGUGGCCGACGUGCACAUUAGCAGGAAUGUUCAUGUCAUGAUAUCAUUUGUAGCCGUGCACAAGCACCUUUUGUAAUGUUUACUUGCCUUUUAUGAUGAUACUGCUCUCAGUGUCAUGGGUGUGUGUGUGUGUGUGUGUGUGUGUGUGAGAGUGUGUGCAUCAGCCAAAGAAGAGACACUGUGGGUUGCUCAUGCAACUGUUUGCAAUUUACUAACUACAGGGGUAAAUGAAUGCUGCACCAAAUGUUUUUUUGCAGUGGAUUUGCUGUGGAAACUGUGCAUUAUUUGUAGGGUUAAAUUAAGUUAAACAAAUAGAUGUUAAGGGACGGUUCACCCCUAAAAUAAAAAAUACAUUUUUCUCUAAUUACUCUAGAUCAGGGAUCUCAAACUCGCGGCCCGCGGGCCAAUUGCGGCCCUCGUGACAAUAUUUUGUGGCCCUCACCUUGAUAUGAAAGUUUAAUGAAUUCAUUGUAUAUGAAUGGCACUUUACCGUGUUGUGUGUGGAAGGUCCCUUUAAUUACUUUUUUUGGGUAAUUUUGUGUCUUU